This is a messenger RNA of Exophiala xenobiotica, 2245 nucleotides long. RefSeq lists its product as uncharacterized. Lineage: Eukaryota; Fungi; Ascomycota; Eurotiomycetes; Chaetothyriales; Herpotrichiellaceae. Bases 519 to 2009 code for a protein of 496 amino acids. Gene Ontology annotation, biological process: carbohydrate transport; transmembrane transport. The record is from RefSeq and is a predicted model, not a curated record. The transcript is spliced from 8 exons. Gene Ontology annotation, molecular function: carbohydrate:proton symporter activity. Gene Ontology annotation, cellular component: membrane.
CGGCCGAUCACAAUCUUGGAAGCCUCUGACUGUCAGAAGGUCGAAUAGCCGACCACUACCCGUGGUAAUUUUCCGUUUCACGGGAGGAAUUGUCAGAAAUUAAACGUGCAAUGUCAGAAGUUCAACGACAAACUGCUGGUUCCUCCUUCCACUAUUCCCACCUUUACGCUUUCGCAGACGGCGAACUAGCUGUUCUAGUCUUCAUCUACAGGUAUUUACCUACUGAUACGUGGCCGACCCCCUUGGAAGUCUCGGUUGGCCAGCACGAUCACACUACUCUUCAGUGGCAAUGUCAUUACCAGUGGAGUCUCACCUCUCGAUACCGAGUACCACAGUAUACUCUCCGGGGAACCCAGCUCUCUGGGGCUGGAAGGAUGGGGUAGAUUCUGACAUCCGAGCUUGUGAGCAUCAGUCGGUCUAUAUAGACCUUGGGAGUGUCUACUGCUUCCUCUGUUGCGUCGCCCAUCUUCUCCUCUCUCCCUCACUGUCCCAAACAAGUAUUAGUCUCCCCUUUCAACAUGGCCAAAUUGACAAACUACAACAUCCUCAUCUCCCUGGUGGUGUCCUGGGGUGGUUAUGCCUAUGGCUUUGGCUUUGCCAUCUUCGUCACCAGCAUCGGUCAACCAGGAUUCUACAAAUACUUCGACCUCGACCCUACCAGCGACUACUGUGCCAAUAUCCUGGGAGCCAUCAAUGCCCUCUUCAACUUCGGGCUAGCUAUUGGCGCCCUGGCUCAGGGCUGGCUCGCUGAUGUGAUCGGCCGCAAGAAAGCGUUCUACCUGGCAGGCACAUCCGCACUUGUCGGUGCCAUCCUGGUGACGGCCUCGGUCAAGAUCGCCAUGCUCAUCACAGUCCGACUGUUGCACGGGUUCGGUCUAGGCAUGCUGAUUUGCCUUGUACCUCUUUAUCUUACCGAAACUGCUCCGCCGCGUCGACGAGGACUGCUCUCAGGUUUGACAACGAUGAGUUUUGGGAUGGGCUAUUUCACCUGCGCUUGGAUAUCCGUAGGCUGCUACUUUGCCACGAACACGACCGUGCAAUGGCGAAUGCCUCUGGCUCUGGCAUGCGUCGGGCCUCUCGCCCUUCUUAUUGGCUUGCCAUUCAUUCCUGAAUCUCCCCGCUACCUCACCCUCAUCGGCAAGACCACAGAAGCCUGGGAAGUGCUGAAGAAGAUCCACCACGACCCGACCGACCCCAAUGACUGUUCUGCACGGGCUGAAUAUACCCAGAUCGUGCGGCAAGUCGAGUUCGACAAGUCCAUGAAAUCGGGAUACAUUGAAAUGUUCAGGAAGCCAUCGUGGAGGAAAAGAAGCUUGCUUGCCUUGUUCAUACAGUUUGCCUCCCAAUCCACAGGUAUCCUUGGUAUCUCGAACUAUCUCGUCUUGAUCUUUGGAAGUCUCGGCAUGAGCGGCGUGAUGCCUCUGAUUGUCUAUGCCUUGUACACCACAGUGGGCACUUUCUGUGUCUUCGUCGCCAUAUAUACUGUCGAUCGCAUUGGUCGGCGGACCAUGUUCCUCAUUGGCUUCCCCGCGCUCGCAAUGUGUCUCCUGCUCGAAGCAGUCCUCCAAUCCCAGUACCUGGGUACCGACAACAAAGCCGGGCUGGGCGCAUGCGUGGCUGUCAUCUACAUCUACAUCAUCUUCUUCCAAGGCGUUGACGGACCCAGUUUCAUCUGGAUGUCCGAGAUCUUCCCCACAACCAUCCGCGCAAAGGGUAUCUCCUUAGGGUUCUUCUCGUACUUUGUCGGUGCGAUCACGUACACGACGCCGUCGGUGUUGGCUUUCAAAAAUGCAAAGUACAACAUGUACUUUUUGUACAUGGGCCUGUGCAUCGUCUCGACGGUCAUCGUGUACUUGUACUGUCCCGAGACAAAGCAAAUUCCCGUGGAAGAGAUCGGCGCACUGUUCGGCGAUGAAGUCGUGGUACAUCUCACAGCUGAUGGGCACGGGAUCGUGGAACAGGAUGAGAUGGUCAAGGUCCAGGAGACGACUCAUGCAGAGAAGGUCUAAAAUGCCGCAUUUGGCCUCUUCGAGUUCGUGGCAAGAAAUGAUGGUAAGGGGCUUGAUGGUGAGACGAAUCAGAUGUGGUCAGGCCCAGUCUAGCCGGACCAAGAGAGCGUGUGGUUAAUGGCCAGAAGACCACUGGUGGAGCCGAACAGAACGGCACAGCGAGGUGCCUCUUGGGACAAAAUUCAAUCAAGAAUGAGUAAAGAAAUAUCAGUCUAGUGACGAUGCCCCAGAAACAA